GAACGAUGCUACCACUUGUAACGUGUCCCAGAAUCACAGCUGACCAUUCCUGUUUUUCCGUCCAGGCAAUUCAAAUUAAACAUUCCGUCCCACGAUAAUUGUUUUCGGUUCCAGUGAUUCCGGUCAUGCCCCACGAUGAGUGUUUUCGGUUCCAGCUUACUUAUCCCUGUGUUAGUCGUGUUCCUGUUUCGAUUUCCUCUGUUCAUGUUUUAUGUUCCCGGUCUUUGGUAAUGUUCAAAAUGUUACAGCCUCUGCCCAGUCCCUGUCGUGUGUUACGGUCCCCGCUGCAGUUCUUGUCUUGUGUUACAACCCCCUUGAUCCUUGUAGUAUGUUACAUUUUUUGUUUUGUUCCUGUCCUGUGUUACAUUCACUGUUCUGGUUCAAUGUUUCAGGUUCCAGUAUCUUUUAAUAUUGGAUAAAUGGGUGAAAUACCCAAGUACCAAAGUCUAGUGGCAUUGCAAUAUGCAAAUGCUUUAGGUGAUCAUUGUAAUUGGCCUGGUAUCUAUUGCAAUGAAGCAGGAAGUAUCAUUCAGAUAAGCUUAGGUCAGUACCUUGGGGGUCGACCUCAUCUUGGAAACCUUGACUUCUCUUCGUUUCCAAACCUUAAGAGUCUUCAUACAGACUACUGUGGGCUUGAAGGAAGCAUCCCAGAGCAGAUUGGUGUGCUGUCAAAUCUCACCCAACUUUCACUUUCGGGGAAUAAACUCACAGGUAAGUUGCCUGUUUCCCUCGCCAAUCUAACCCAUUUAGAAGCACUUUAUCUUUCUAAUAACAAUUUCAGUGGUAACUUACCUGUCUCUUUCACCAAUCUCAUCCGUUUGAAAUCCCUGAUCUCUCUUUCUAUGAACAGUUUCAGUGGUGAGUUCCCUGCUUCACUCACCAAUCUCAUCCGUUUGAAAUCCCUCUCUCUGUCUUAUAACAGUUUCAGUGGCAAAUUACCUGCUGCUUUGCUCACCAAUCUCAUCCAUUUGGAAUCCCUUUCUCUUUCUAGUAACAAUUUCAGUGGUGAUUUACCUGUUUCCCUUACCAAUCUCACCCAUCUAAAAUACCUUGGUCUUUCGAGCAACAAUUUCAGUGGUAACUUACCUGUUUGGCUCACCAAGCUCGCCCAGAUAGAAUACCUUUCUCUUUAUGACAACAAUUUCAGUGGCGAGUUACCUAUUUCCCUCGCCAAUCUCACCCAUUUAAAAUACCUUAAUCUCAAUAGAAACAAUCGUACGGGUCCAAUCCCACCAUCUUAUGGUUCCAUGCUCAAUCUCAGAGAACUAGACUUGAGCACAAAUAAACUGAAUGCAUCCAUCCCAAACGAGUUGAUGUAUUUGGAAAGAAAGGAAAACUUGCACCUAGAUAUUGAUUAUUUAACGGGUUCGAUUCCAGCUAGAUUAAGCAACUGCACCAAUUUGAACUGGAUUUCGCUUUCCAAUAAUAAAUUGGUCGGAGAAAUUCCAGCAGCCCUUGGUGGUUUGUCGAAUCUUGCUAUUCUUAAACUUGGGAACAACUUGUUUUCUGGCCGGAUACCAGGAGAGCUUGGAGAUUGUAAGAGCUUGGUAUGGUUGGAUUUGAACACCAAUCAGUUAAGUGGGAUGAUCCCGCCGGAACUUUUCAAGCAAUCUGGAUUCAUUGCUUCUUGGUAUCUCACUGGGAAACAAUAUGUGUACAUUAAGAACGACGGGAGCAGCCAGUGUCAUGGUUCCGGGAAUAUUCUGGAAUUCGGAGGGAUCCGCCAGGUGGAUUUACAAUGGUUUUCAUCGAGACACCCAUGUAACUUCACCAGAGUGUAUUUAGGGAUCACUCAGCCGAACUUCAAUCACAACGGGUCAAUGAUAUUUCUUGAUCUUUCGUACAACAAACUGGAGGGUGGAAUCCCAAAAGAACUCGGGUCAAUGUACUAUCUCAAUAUACUGAAUUUGGGUCACAACAAUAUCACCGGACCGAUACCCGAAGAGCUAAGCGGGUUAAAAAACGCAGCAAUUAUGGAUUUAUCACAUAACAGGCUAAACGGGUCGAUCCCAAGAUCGUUAUCCGGUCUUAGUCUUGGAGAUGCCGAUCUCUCCAACAAUAAUUUGUCUGGUGUCAUCCCGACAUCUGCUCCUUUUGAUACUUUUCCACCCGACAGGUUUUCAAAUAAUCCCGGGCUGUGUGGGGUUCCUCUUCCUAGCUGCAGGAUGGGUCCUAAUAGUAAAUCAAAUGGUCGACAGGAAGCCUCACAUAUGCUGAACUAUUUAACCAUUUUUCUUCCCAUCAUCGGGGGACUUGGUUUCUUGCUUCUUGGUUACAUGUUCUACAAGAAGCACAAAGCUACCGAAAAGAAAAUCCAACCGGAAACAAAAAGACAUGGAAAUGUGUGCUCGGUAUUGAAUUAUGACGGAAAAAUUGCAUAUGAAGACUUCGUCACCGCUACUGAGGACUUCGACCUUAAAUAUUGCAUUGGAACUGGUGGCUACGGUAGUGUUUAUGAAGCAAAACUGCCUGACGGUAAAAUAUUUGCUUUAAAAAAGCUCCAUAGUUUUGAAGCCCAGCAACCAGCAUUCAACCAGACUUUCGAGAAUGAAAUCAAAGUGUUAACCAACCUAAGGCACAAAAACAUUAUCAGACUUUAUGGUUUUUGUUUGCAUAACAAAUGCAACUUCCUUGUGUAUGAAUUCAUGGAGAAGGGGAGCCUAUUUUGUGCCUUGAGUAACAGUGAAUUAGCUGUUCAAGUCGACUGGCUCAAGAGGCUUCACAUUAUCAAAGGUGUAGCCCAUGGUUUGGCAUACAUGCAUCAUGAUUGCAACCCUCCUAUUGUUCAUAGAGACAUAUCAACCAACAACAUUCUCUUGAACUCAGAACUGGAAGGAUUUGUUGCUGACUUUGGAAUAGCCAGAUUGCUGGACCCCGAUUCCUCCAACCAAACGGCCGUUGCAGGAACAUUGGGAUACAUUGCUCCAGAACUUGCCUACAACAUGAUUGUGACUGAAAAAUGUGACGUGUAUAGCUUUGGGGUUGUGGCGCUUGAGACAAUUGGAGGGAAGCAUCCUGGAGACCUCCUUUCAUCCUUGAACUAUUCAACUAGUCAUGGUGCAAUGUUGGAAAAUAUAUUGGAUAAGAGACUCCCUUAUCCAACCAAUAAGUCGAUUCUAAAGGAAAUCAUGCGUGUAUAUAAUGUAGCAUAUAAUGUAGCACUAGCAUGCAUUCUCACAGAUCCAAAGGGUCGACCAACAAUGAGAAACGUGUCUCAGGAAUUAUCAUGUUGAGCACAUCAUUUAGGCUAUCUCCAAGCUUUGUCA
Helianthus annuus (common sunflower) is the source of this 3266-nucleotide messenger RNA. Its product is annotated as brassinosteroid LRR receptor kinase-like. Gene Ontology annotation, molecular function: ATP binding; protein binding; protein kinase activity. Gene Ontology annotation, cellular component: plasma membrane. Bases 420 to 3233 code for a protein of 937 amino acids. Gene Ontology annotation, biological process: hormone-mediated signaling pathway; protein phosphorylation. The record is from RefSeq and is a predicted model, not a curated record. Lineage: Eukaryota; Viridiplantae; Streptophyta; Magnoliopsida; Asterales; Asteraceae. The transcript is spliced from 5 exons.